AUGAGGCCUACAACUGAGACAGUGGAUAGACUGGAUACUCGAGUGGCAGCACAUGCAUAUGCCAUUCGAGCCAGAGAGGAGCAGGAUGCACCUGAUGUCAUAGUUGGUACAUUUUCUCUCUUUGACUCAGUAGUACAUGCAUUGAUAGAGAGGGGUUUAAGGGUUGAAACCAUUGAACAGGGCAUCCUAGUUACUAACCUUUUAGGCCAUAGUGUGAUGGUGAACAAGGUCUAUAGGGGUUAUCCCUUGAGGAUUCAGGAGUAUGAGUUUUUAGCAGACCUUAUUGAGCUGCCUUUUCAUGAGUUUGAUGUGAUUUUGGGGAUCGAUUGGUUAUCACGUCACCAAGGUGGAUUGCCAUUUAAAAAGAAUCACAUUGAGGACUCUUGA
Messenger RNA from Hevea brasiliensis (rubber tree), 387 nucleotides. RefSeq lists its product as uncharacterized. The record is from RefSeq and is a predicted model, not a curated record. The transcript has a single exon. Lineage: Eukaryota; Viridiplantae; Streptophyta; Magnoliopsida; Malpighiales; Euphorbiaceae. Bases 1 to 387 code for a protein of 128 amino acids.